AUGGACGAUCUUGAGAAAUCUGAGCGAGAUUUAAAGGCGAAUGUCGUGGUCCAGUGUUUGACCAACUAUAGACUCAUUAGAAACCACUACAAUUGUCUAUCAAAGGUUAAAAACGAUUCUUCCAAAACUUCAAUCAAGGAAUUACUCCUAAAGGACGAAAAUCUGGACUUCAAUGACCUGCUGAACAGGAUUUCAAACUCAAUCACAUCACUGGACAUUAAAUCUGACCAUAAAUCUCCGGAAAUAUCACUAGACUCGACAAAUUCCCCAACCAACGAACUGUUACACCUAAUUAAACGCUCCAAACUCAAGAUUCUCAAGGACAAACUAUACACAUGUAAUGUGCGGAAUAGUGGCGGAUUUGACUUUUCUGAGUAUGCUGAUGGGUACUAUGAUUUAGUAUACGAGAUGCCUGAGAGUGCAACAACUGAACUGUUUAAACCUACUGACAGUUACGACCUGUCAGUAGAAAACUACUGGAAAAACCUGAAAAACAUGUCAAAAGACGACAUCACAGUGUUAAGAGAUGUAAAGGAUGAAGAUUUCGCCAAACCCACAGUGAAAACCCAGUCGGAAAACACGGUUAGAAAUUACAAUUUGCUGAAUCUUUUACCUGGAAAUAUCUCAAGUCUGGCGCAUGAAAACUACUUUGAACCUUACUACAACUUUAAUAACUUGAAGAAGAUCUCAGUUAAUAUCGGCACUGAACGACAACUCAGACAGGUUUACAUCAGGCCCAGAAAUAAAGACCCAGACGUAAAAUUCGGACUCCUAACCAGAGGACAUAACAACGAUUUGAUUCUGAAACGGAACAAUAAUUUGAACGAGUUUCUGGUCGUGUUUGAUGAUGGUAACAUGGAAGUCUACGAGUCAGAAACACUCCAACCACAAGCCUCCUCACACAAACACCUACAAAAGUCAUGCAUUAGAAAGUUUUUUGCGAGUGAAGUUGUCCGGCUAAAUCUGGUGAAUAAAGUGAUCCUUAAGCUAAAAAGACACCAAAAUGCAAGAGCAUUCACAGCCAAAGACAUGAAGAAACACGCCGACCAAAUUAACAAAAUGAUAUCUGGUAUAACGCUGGGUUGUUUGUGGGAUGACUGGAACUUUUACGGUGGCGGGAUAGUGACUGAGACUCAGAACGAGGAGUUGUCGGGGAACCCGAAGUUAUACUUGGACUCCUUGGAAAACAACGAGCUUGUUCUUUUAUGCAGGAGUUUUAUCGACUCACUGGACGUCAGUGGGCGGAACCUGGACACCUUCGAGGACAUUUUCGCAGUGAUUUCAGAAAUUGUAAACUCGUACCGCACACUGGUAAUGAAAAACUUUAACGAAGACUACUUAAAAAUCAUGAAACAGUCGUUCCUUGAACUUAAGACCAAGUCGGCACCUUCUGACAUUGCGCUGUUAACACCGGACCUUAGUGAGCUAAGUGUCUCCUCAACUUCAAGCAUGGAUAAGGAGUCAGAUGUUGAAUCUGAGCUGAAUUCACAGAGGGAACAGGUGCUUCCAACUUUUAACAGAUUUGCCAAAACGCCAGAGGAACUCACUGAUUUAAACAAGUUAGUGUCAUUUCUCCUGGCAGACGACACUGAGUCGUUCAUUCGGGAACCUUUUACAGACUUGUCAACCAUUACUAAGAUAAAAAACGUGUCUAAAACUGUCAUAAACUGCUCAAAAUCAAUUAAUAAAAGGAGCAAAAACCCAAACCUGAAGGACACCGACGUCGUACUCUCCGCACUUAAGAUACUUGAUCUUCUAAUCUUUCUACUCCAGAAAUCCUCAAAGUCAUUCAACAGCGCCAAAGAUCUUCACUCCUUCAUUACAAACGCCAAGUAUGGUGUAGAGUAUAGUUUUGUAUCGAGUAUGUUUACGUAUUUCUAUGAAAGAAGUAACGAGUCGUACUCGGUGAAGGUGUUGGGGUCGAGGCGGCUCAUGUGUUAUGUAAUUUGGCUUUGUGUAUAUUUAUCACCAAAAUAUACAUUUGACUUUUCAUUUCUACUCAAUUUUGACCUUAAAAACGUGUCAUAUUCCAUACUUUUCAGCUCAUGCAUUGACCUGACCUCAAUCACUCCCGCUGGCAGAACCAACAAAAACCUCUACAAGCUAACCACGCCGCUCUUUUCAGGCUCUAAGAAGAUGAAUCUAACCAGCCUCGUAACCACCAAAACCAAACGCUUCAAAACACGCUAACUACAUUAAUAUUCUUUGUACUAUGUAU
Theileria parva strain Muguga is the source of this 2218-nucleotide messenger RNA. RefSeq lists its product as uncharacterized. The coding region runs from base 1 to 2190 and encodes 729 amino acids. The transcript is spliced from 6 exons. The record is from RefSeq and is a predicted model, not a curated record. NCBI's taxonomy places the organism in Eukaryota, Apicomplexa, Aconoidasida, Piroplasmida, Theileriidae.